Molecule: messenger RNA, 1582 nt
Organism: Ictidomys tridecemlineatus (thirteen-lined ground squirrel)
Lineage: Eukaryota; Metazoa; Chordata; Mammalia; Rodentia; Sciuridae
Source: RefSeq, a predicted model, not a curated record
UAAGGGGGAUUUAUUCUGCCUAUUCUAGUGAUGAACUAUCACCCUCUCUAAACUGUACUACUGACCCGAAGUGAGGAUACUUAUGGUUUUUGUACAUGACACUUAAUGUGAUUUUUAAUCUGCUAGCUCAGAUCUUUCUGGGAGUCUCAUGCAUUAUAAUGUUACCACAUAACUACUUAAUCCAAAAGUUCUAAAUUCCCAAACACUUCUGUUUCAAGGAAUAUAGAUUGUGUUUCACUGAAUAAUGAUACCAAGUUAUUUACUCUUCUUUUUUAAAAAUAUAUUUUUUAGUUGUAGAUGGAUACAAUACCUUUAUUUUAUUUUAUUUUUUUAUAUGAUGCUGAGGGUUGAACCAGUGCCUCAUACAUGAGAGCCAAGUGCUCUGCCACUGAGCCACAAUCCCAGCCCCUCACUCUUCUUCCAUAUAUAUUUUUAGGUGCAUAUUUAGGUUAUCUCCAUUAUUCUUCAGUUACUAAUACUCUUGUGAUGAGCCACAUUAAAAAUACUUAAUUUUUCACGUAUACAAUUGUGUAGAUAGGAUAUAUUGGGAAGUAAAACUAUAGGGCAAAAGGAGUAUGCAUUUUUAAUUUUGAUAAAUACGACCAAAUUGCCCUAUUCAGGGGCAAGUAUGACAUCAAUUUAUCUUCCCUCCCUUCAUGUAUAAGGAUUCUACUUUUACACAGUCCUGUGUUCAGUACAUAAUCAAACAUCUAAAUCUUUGACAAUUUGAUUGAUUCAGAAUAGUUUUGUUUUAAUUAGUAGACUUUUUAAAAAUUACUUUAGGUUUCCAGAAAUAUUGAAUAGAAAGCCAGGAGUGGUGGUGCAUCCUGGAAUCCCUGCAGCACGGGAGGCUGAGAUGGGAGGAUUACAUGUUCAAAGCCAGCCUCUGCCUCGGGACUUUGGACCAAGACCCACAUCUCCUGGGAAUACAUAUUCAUUGUGGACCAUGGAUGGAGACAUGGACUUUAGACAUGAAAUUUAAUCUGCCUUUAAAUGUUCUUGAAUACACCAUGCUGUCAACCUUGCCCCUACCCAGCAUGUCCUGGAUGCUGCUGCCCUGCCUCAUGCUCCUGUCUCAGGUGCAAGGUGAAGACAUUGAGAAGGAACAGCCCUCUCCACGCAUCAGCUGGCCCAAAGGCUCCAAGGCCUAGGCCUCCCACUGUCAUGCCUUGUUUACUACACCAAAAUCCUGGAUAGAUGCUGCUGGCCAAGAACCCAAUGGUGCUGGUUGGGAGUGGAGCAGCACUGAUGUGCUGAAUUACGCAAACUGGGAGAGGAAUCCGUCCACUGCUUCAGACCGUGGUUAUUGUGGGAGUGUGUCAUGAAACUCAGCAUUUCUGAAGUGGAGAGAUUACAGCUGCGAUAGAGAGUUACCUUAUGUCUGCAAAUUCAAGUACUAGGACACGUGGGAAACCAACAGGCAGAAAUCGUGCAUACUUCCAUCAUGAACACGAGUCCAAGGUGAAGACCCACCCAAGGAACAUUCUCUGAACACCCCCAUACCUGAUCACCUUAUCCUGAGCUUCCCUCUUCUGUCGUCUUCCCACCCCCAUUUCAAGCUCUUCUUCUUCUUCUUCUUUUU